Molecule: messenger RNA, 797 nt
Organism: Lethenteron reissneri (Far Eastern brook lamprey)
Lineage: Eukaryota; Metazoa; Chordata; Hyperoartia; Petromyzontiformes; Petromyzontidae
Product: protein enabled homolog
Biological process (GO): regulation of cell shape; cortical actin cytoskeleton organization; regulation of apoptotic process
Cellular component (GO): cytosol
Molecular function (GO): actin filament binding
Source: RefSeq, a predicted model, not a curated record
AUGCAGCCUGCGGCCUCUGCCCAAGCCGCGUCGCAUUCUGCGGGGGAGAUUCAGGCGAGGGUCGGUGGCGGCGAGGAGGAGGAAGAUGAUGAAGCGAUGGAGCUACUGACCGUCAUGACCGUCGAUCUAAUCACCGGCUACGAGCAGCAGGAGCAGCAGCUGAUGCUUCGGUUCGAGCAGCUGCAGCUAAUGCAACAGGAGCAUCUGGAGCAGUCGCAGCAGUUCGAGGACCUUCAGGAGCUGCGGCGGCAAGUGCGUCAACUCCAGCGGCAGGUGCGGGAGGCCGGGGCGCAGCUGCAGAGCUCCCAGCGGCUGGUGCGGCUGCGUGCGGAGCGGCUGCAGGAGGCGUUCGACACCCGAGGGGACGUGUUGCUGGCGGAGUUCGAAGCCUCCAUCCCGGACUUUGUGAGCGGCGCGGAGCGGCUGGCGAAGCGAGUGGAGCCGCGCCGGCUGGUCAUGACCAUGGCCUGGAAGGUUUUCAACGGAGCGCCCCUGAGCUGGGACGGCGUCCUGUCCGCGGUGGUGUACUGCGCGCUGCUCGUCAAGAGUCUCGGGGCCUGCGGGCGGCUGGGAGACUCGGAGAAGACGCGGCCCCUGACGGACCUGGUGGCCGCUGUGCUGCUGGUCGAACGCAGAAGCUGGCUCAUGGAGCACGGAGGCUGGGUGAGGGGUUACACACCACCAACACCGCCACCACCAACACCACCGCCACCACCACCACCAACACCACCACCAACACCACUACCGUCGCCAACACCAACACCACCACCAACACCACUACCACCACCAACACCACU